Molecule: messenger RNA, 1154 nt
Organism: Megalops cyprinoides (Indo-Pacific tarpon)
Lineage: Eukaryota; Metazoa; Chordata; Actinopteri; Elopiformes; Megalopidae
Product: suppressor of cytokine signaling 1-like
Exons: 2
Coding region: 306-920 (204 amino acids)
Biological process (GO): intracellular signal transduction; phosphatidylinositol phosphate biosynthetic process
Cellular component (GO): phosphatidylinositol 3-kinase complex
Molecular function (GO): 1-phosphatidylinositol-3-kinase regulator activity
Source: RefSeq, a predicted model, not a curated record
UUAGAUUUUUGAGACGCCGCGGAGUGAGGUAGCAAGUCCUCGCUCUCCCUUUAACCUAAAGCACGAAGCUAAUGGACUUACUGAGUCGAUGAAAGCAAUAACCACCUCCAGGUUGUGGAAGUACCACUGUAAUACAAAGGGGACGGUACAGUCGAGGACUUCCAUAGGGAUUCGAAUCGCACCCGGAUAAUCCGCACAAUUAAAUUCACGUAUUUUCAGACGUUGUGAAGAUCAGAGAGCACCUAUCAGGAUUGCCUCGAGGAAGGACACUAUGGAAGACCGCACGGGCUGGUCUUCGCUGUAGGAUGGUAGCCCAGAGCAAUGUGGAAGGCAACGCAGCACGUCACAGAACCAGGGCAGAGUGUCCGCUGGACGACCCCGCACCCCGUCGCCAGCGGCAACCCCAGGACCCGCAGCUCCCCAGGAGCCCAGAGGCCCCGACGCACUUCCGCCCCUUCAAGAGCGAGAAGGACUUUCAGAUCAUCAACGCCACCACCUCCAUGCUGGAGCACAGCGGCUUCUACUGGGGUCCGAUGACCGUGGAGGAGGCCCAUGGCAAGCUCUCGGGGGAGCCGCUGGGAACCUUCCUGAUCCGCGACAGCCGGCAGAAGGACGUGUUCUUCACACUCAGCUACAGAGCGGAGUCCGGGCCCAUCAGCAUCCGCAUCAACUUCCAGGGCUCGCGCUUCAAUCUGUUUGGCAGCAAGCAGUCCUUCGACACUCUGUUCAAACUGCUGGAAUACUACAUCGCUUCUCCCAAAAGGAGCCUCACGAGGCCUUACAGGAGGGUGAAAGUACAGCCCCUACAAGAGCUAUGCCGGAAAAGGAUUAUGGAGACAUGUGGGGGGGAGAACAUCGACAGCAUCCCUGUGAAUCCCGUGCUCAAAGACUUCCUGAACUCCUUCCCCUAUGGCUUAUGAAUGCAAGGCCUAGAGGCAUUAACUCGCUCUCUAUGGGACAUGUGGGAGAUACCGGACAGUUAGUGCUUUGCUGUUCUGUGACAUCACUAAAAGCAAAAAAGCAAGAAUAUGUUUUGUAGCAAUUGAAUGUAUUCUGGAAAUACAACUUGAAGACUUCACAUUGAAAGUUUACACAGCUUGGAAAUGUUUACACUAUGCAAGAGCUAUAUCUUGCCAUUAAAUGUCUGCUGUGCA